Molecule: messenger RNA, 1258 nt
Organism: Aedes albopictus (Asian tiger mosquito)
Lineage: Eukaryota; Metazoa; Arthropoda; Insecta; Diptera; Culicidae
Gene: Dpck
Product: dephospho-CoA kinase domain-containing protein-like
Exons: 4
Coding region: 299-1006 (235 amino acids)
Biological process (GO): coenzyme A biosynthetic process
Molecular function (GO): ATP binding; dephospho-CoA kinase activity
Source: RefSeq, a predicted model, not a curated record
UCUGUCAUGUGCAGGUAAAAAUAUUUUUAUACUUGCACUUUUUGUCUGUUUCGUCCAUCGCAGGCAUUACACGCCAGAUUUUGAUAAAAGAUAAAAAAAAUCAGUAGUUUGUGCUGUCCAAGAUAAAACUAGUUUUACCCUAGUUUUAUUCUAAGCGAUUCCUAGUGACAACGCGGUGAUAUCGCACAUUGGGUUCUCUUUUUAAUUCGUGUGUCUGAUAUCGAGCGCGAUUUGAUAAUCAUAAGAGACAGUGAACUUUGAUUGUUUUAUUGCGGAAAUUGAAAGAAAUUUAACAAUAAUGUUUCUUGUCGCAUUGACCGGAGGGAUUGCUACGGGCAAGAGCACUGUGUCGGCGGUAUUCCGACAAAAUGGAGUUCCGGUUAUCGACGCCGAUGCAAUCGCCCGACUUGUGGUCGAGCCGGGAAAGCCAGCAUGGCACAAGAUCAAGGCGGCCUUUGGGGAUGGUGUCUUCCACCCGGACAGUGGCGAACUGAACCGCGAAGCGUUGGGGAAGCUGAUUUUCGAUGAUGUGGAGAAGCGAAGGAUAUUAAAUGAAAUUACCCAUCCGACCAUUCAUAGGAUCAUCUACAAGGAGGUUGUAAAAUUCUUCUUCCUAGGGCAUAACUUCGUUGUGUUGGAUUUGCCACUGUUGUUCGAGACGGGCGUCAUGCUAAAUCUAAUGCAUAAAAUUAUCACGGUUACUUGCGAGGAGGACAUCCAACUGACACGGUUAAUGGAUCGAAACCAUUUAUCGGAGGCAGAUGCCAAGAAGCGCAUCAAGCAACAAAUGCCAUUAGAACAGAAAUGUAAUCAGUCGCAUUUUGUAGUAGAAAAUUCAGGAACCUUCCAAGACACGGAAGACCAAGCCAUGAAAAUACUGAACGUUCUUCAGGAUAGCAAUCAGCACUGGAAGAUACGUGGUGUCAUCUUUGCAACGGCUGCCAUUGUGUUUUCCAGCAUAGCGUGGGUGCUGAAUCACAAGUACAAGUUCCUGUCGAGCAAUUAACAUAUCUGGAGCCGCCUCGGGCAGUGUAUGGGAUCAGGUUUUUCGUUCGGUUAAAAUGUGGUGUCGUCGGCGAUGUUAGUUCUAGCGAAGCGAUUAUAAUUCCUUAUGUUUAAAAACUAUUAUAAAUACUUUCAUUACCAUCUGAUGGAAUCCAGUGAGCAGUGUUCUAGUGUCAUGUGCAUUUUAUUUACUUCGGUGAGUACAAUGAAAUUCUUCAUGAAUGAAAAAAAAAACUAGUUGUGGAAUCAUAAA